UGCUUAUAUAAGGUCAUGCAAUGCAUGUGACUACAAGCACAAUUAAGAUGGCUACCUGUAGCAACUCAAACAGCAAGCCGAUCGGCUACGAGUGUGGUUUUAUAGAUAAAUUUCCAAAAGAGUUCUUCUGUAAGCUGUGCAAAUAUGUAGCUAGGGAAGCCAACACUACGACUUGCUGUGGAAAGACUUGGUGCAAAGAAUGUAUCGUAUCUAUCAUCCAAGAGGAAAAGCCUUGCCCCAACUGCCAAGAUACUGCCCCUAGUUCAGUGCCUCAUAGGAAAUUCCAAGCUGAUAUCCUCGCUCUAAGAGUUCGUUGUUCGAAGGGUCACCCAAUUGAUGAAGAACCUGAGUCUGGUUACAACCAACUCACAUGGAAGAUUUAUCAAUGUGUGUUUCCAGUUAUGAAAUCUCACAGUGAAACAAAGCACGGUUGUGAAUGGACUGGACAACUUCAACACCUCGAUGCUCACUUAGACCUAACUACUGGGGAUUGUGUUUAUGUCGACGUGGACUGCCCCAAAGGCUGCGAGCAGAAAAUUCAGAAACGCAAUGUGGACACACACCUUGCCAAAGAGUGCCCAAAUAGAAAGCUUCAAGAGCAGCAGAAAAUAUAUGAGAAGAGGAUUGAAGAGUUGCAACAAGAAUUCGACCACAGACUUGAAGAGAAGCUUCAACAACAAGAGGAAGUGCAUGCAUCAUACGUCAACAAUCUACGUUUGGAAGCUGGUGUGCCCCCAUAUAAAAUCACCCUUCAGUUUCACAAAACCCAAGCCACUAGCCCAAGUUUGAAUGUACAUCAAGAUACGUAUUACUUUGUGAAGCUAGAUCAAAAAGAACACAACAAAGGAAUUGAAAUUAAGGUAGAACUUGACAAGAGCAGUAUCCACCACCCUCAAAGUUUCGUUACCCUAGCGAUCACCGUAGAGAUACUAAAUCAGCAUAGAGACCAAGAUCACAUCACAAAAGUGCUCAAAUGCUCAAACCAUAGCAGCAGUGAUGGUGAAGCAAAGUAUAGAUUUUCUCUCACUGAUUUGGAAUGGAAUGCUGACAAACAAACACAUUACCUAAAAAAGGACUGUCUUAAGCUGAGAAUAGUUCACCAAGAAACAGAAUGGCGCCGAGUGCCAAAAAUAUUUCCUUUUCUUUUUCCUAGGAGUAUGAUAAGUGAUUAGGAUUUAGAGCCCAAAUACAAAUGUGCUGAGUGCUGAUAUUUUGUGAGUCCUAUAUGAACUACGUACGUAUCAA
Halichondria panicea is the source of this 1245-nucleotide messenger RNA. RefSeq lists its product as uncharacterized. The record is from RefSeq and is a predicted model, not a curated record. Gene Ontology annotation, biological process: tumor necrosis factor-mediated signaling pathway; protein K63-linked ubiquitination. The transcript has a single exon. Gene Ontology annotation, molecular function: tumor necrosis factor receptor binding; zinc ion binding. Lineage: Eukaryota; Metazoa; Porifera; Demospongiae; Suberitida; Halichondriidae. Bases 21 to 1172 code for a protein of 383 amino acids. Gene Ontology annotation, cellular component: cytoplasmic side of plasma membrane.